Messenger RNA from Cucurbita moschata (crookneck pumpkin), 2984 nucleotides. RefSeq lists its product as uncharacterized. The coding region runs from base 715 to 2568 and encodes 617 amino acids. The transcript is spliced from 9 exons. The record is from RefSeq and is a predicted model, not a curated record. Lineage: Eukaryota; Viridiplantae; Streptophyta; Magnoliopsida; Cucurbitales; Cucurbitaceae.
UUAGAUGGAGAGGAGAUGGCCAUGAGAGCGCGCAGCUUCCAAUGUCGAUUCAAUUAGCCGUGCUCUUAUUUGGGUUUGAAUGAUAGAAAGAAUUGACCGUUGUUCACGGAGGAACAAAAUACAACUCACAACAUGAUCCUCUUUCUAUUUCCCUCCCAAUUCGUUUCUUCACCGGCUCAUAACUUCGACCCACAUUCUCCAAAACAAUUCAGAAUCAAACGGGAGAAAAAGGUAAAAAGAAAUUCAAAAGGUAAUCCAAUUCCAUUACGAUUUUUCCAGAAACCCCACGAGGCGGCCACUAAUUUGUUAUCCCUUUUCUCUCCCAUUGCCCUCCACAGCUCGUAGAUUCUCGCCCACGUUUGGGUAAAUCAAGGAAAGGGUGAGUUAAAAAUCUGGAAACCCUUUACAGAUUUUGUUUAGGUGUUUCUUGAUUCAACCAAUAACCCAAUUCCUGGUUUAAUCUGUGGUGAAUUAGACGUGUUCUUCCCGUUUGCUUGAUGGGUUUUUAGUUUCCUCCAUUGUUAUCAUUGUUCCAUGAUUAUCCAUGAAAAUCAAAACUACCCCAAUUCGGAAGUUAGCUGUAUCGUGUUGUAGGCUCAAUGAUCGAGAACUAGAGUUGUGAUCGAAGUGUUGGGGUGCAUUGAUAUUCAGAAACCCCACAUCCCAUUUCAGCUUCUCGAGGUUAAAUUUCUGGGUUGUUGUAAAGGAUCGCGAAUGUCAUGUCCAAGCAAUAGCUUCCGCUACAAUGGAAGCCUCUGUGCAUGCCCACCAGGGCAGCUUCUCAAUCGAACCAGCAACAGCUGUGUUGUUUUCAGCGGUACUUCGGCCAUUACUACAGGCCGGCUCGAGAACUCUGCUGUUAGUUUCCCAGAGACCAUAUUCGCCUUUGAUUCCAUCAGGAAGAUCACGCAGUCUCAGGCUGUGUUUCUUAAGGCUACUCUGGUCAUGCUGCUUUGUUGGCUCUUUUUCUGCAUAUUCCUUAGAUUUAUGAAGCUUGAGGAUGGCAGAAAUAUCUGGUUCAGGAUGAGAUGGUGGGUUAGCAGACUGGAUGUUUGCUUUUCUACAAGACAUUGGCUGGAUGACCAAAAGGUAGUCACAAAACGUAAAACGGAACUUGGUGGAACAUUCUCAAUGGCAAGUUGGAUAGUCUUCUCUGGCUUGUUCGCUGCGUUGCUUUACCAAAUCAUAUCUAAGAGAAGCAUCGAAGUGCAUAACAUGAAAGCCGCAAAUGCACCAGACUUGGUUUCCUUUGUGAAUGACAUGGAAUUCAAUAUAACGACAGUCUCAACUAUGAGUUGUUCAAAUAUACGUGGUCUUGAUACUAUUGUGUUCGGAAACCCUGGUUUUCUGGCACAGAAAGUAAUGCCUCUGUCAAAUUUUGCAAACUUCUCUUGUCAAAACAGGAGUGAAGGGCCAACUAUAAGCGUUAAGUGCGAAAAAUGUCGUUUCAUUCAGGAUGAUAUUUAUAUCUCAUGGCAGUUUAUCGAUCUUCCAAAUAACCCGGCAAGUGCUGUUGGAUUUCAGUUUAACUUCUCUUCUAAGGAUCAUGUUCAAAAGAAUCAGGAAAGUUUUGUUAGUGGAACAUUAAAAAAUAGAAGCAAUUUGGAUGAUACACCAGUUACAUUCAGAGGGAAGAAUGCAAAUAUCGUGCAAUUUAACCUAUUUCCACGAAUAUUCCGUAAUAACCAGGAUUCCAAGCUCAUGCAGCCUUUAUUUCAUGAGUUUGUAUCAGGUUCAUCCUUUCAGAAUACCAAUGAGCUCCAAUUAUCCCUUGAAAAUGCCAAUGAGGGACUACUCAACAUCACCUUGUACAUCAAUCUUCUCUCUUCGUACAUUGUCGAGGUAGAGCGUCAAAAUAUUUUCGGUCCUGUUAGCUUUCUUGCAGAUCUUGGUGGUCUGUAUUGCAUUACUUUUAGCAUUUUCUUCUACCUUCUGGUGCAGCUCGAGUACAGAGUUAAAAAGCUCCGCAAUGAAGACAGUGUUAUGCUUAAAGUUAGAAAUCGAAGAAAAGCACAAGAACAUUGGAAUAAGUUGAGGAAAUAUGUAAUGUAUACAUGGGGCUACAGUGCACUGGAUAAUGAUUAUAGUGAUCCAUCAAAAGGGUCUAGUUGCACCAACUGCAUUGGUCCAUCAAGUCGUAAGAAUGGAUCGUCGCGCCCGAGAGGGUUAAGGAGUGGAAGUAGUACUGCUAUCAGCUUUCACGUAGAUGUAAAUGGAUAUACCAAGGAGACUGCUAAGCAUGAUAUGAUAUCUCCGAAGGCGACAGCUACUGACCGUGAAAUGAGAACGAUAGCAACCAAGCAAGAGCGACCUCUGCACCAUCAGGUACUUGGUUCUACCCAUGAGGGGAAGCAACGUUUAACUGUUCCAUUCAAGGGAGAUUUUUCUCAUCCUGAAGAUAUUAUUCCACCACCGCCCUCAAUAGACUUUAAAGAUAGUUCUGAUAUCGGUAUGUCCGAUAUCUUGAGGAGUAUGAAAAGUUUGUACGAGUAUAAUGUAUUUCUUAGAGAAAAGCUAUUGUCAACUCAAUCCGAGGUUCGUGCUUUAGCAACCAAGUCCACGCCAUAAACCGAGUGCCCAACGUCGAACACGUGUAUAUUUAGUAAGCCAAACUUCAGUAACCUCUGUCAAGAUUCUCCCCGUCAGCAUCUUUCAGCAUACCUCCUUGUAGAACUCCGCAACCAUGGUAUUCCGACAGUUGAACACACAAUGUCUUGAGAGGUUAGUCCAUAGAUACUUUGUUGCCAGUUUUUUUUUGUUCAUCCACUCUUUUCAUAUAGUUUUGCCAGUAUAUGAUUCCUAGCAUGUAGGAUUACUGAUACCACAUUGUGUUGUAGUACUCUUGUUUAUAUAGUUCGUUCUUCGUACGUGCUCGGAUAGCCGAGAGAGAUCUUGCCAAUGUACUUUACUCUGUUGUAAUAUUGUUGAUAUUUGUUUGUUCCACGAGUAGAACAUGUACUGAUGAAGGAAGAUGUAUUUCUGUA